AUGAGUAAAUCAACAGAGACAGAAUUAUCAUUAGGUGAUGAAGAAGAGUCUGGACAAGAUAUUAAAGCAAUGAUGGAUCAAUCUAUCAGAGAGUUUAAUGAACAGUAUCGGCUUAAAACUUCAGCUGAAAAAAGAAAAGAAGAUUUCAAGAAAGAAUCAUCUGCAGAUAAAAAGAGAUACGAUGCAUUACUUGCAAAAGUUGCUAAACAUCAAGAAGAACUCGAAAAACUUCAAGAUGAAAAUGAAAUAUUAAAAGCUGAAGUUCAAAGAUGUGAAGCUAAAAUCAAAGCAUAUCCUCAAACGAAGAAGAGAUACGAUCAGCUAACUGAAAGCAUUCAACGAGCACACCAAUUGACAUCAUCCACCACUUCACGAAAAUAA
This is a messenger RNA of Trichomonas vaginalis G3, 381 nucleotides long. RefSeq lists its product as uncharacterized. The coding region runs from base 1 to 381 and encodes 126 amino acids. Lineage: Eukaryota; Parabasalia; Trichomonadida; Trichomonadidae. The record is from RefSeq and is a predicted model, not a curated record. The transcript has a single exon.